AACGAGCGAGCAGCAAAAGAUUGGCCGGCCCCAUUGUAUCAAUCUCUCUCUCUCUCAUUCCAUCUCACAGAUUUUUGUUCUUACCUAAAAAUAAUAAAUACAAAAAUUCAAAUUAUCAUCAUUGUCGAAUUUGUUUGCAAAAAUUCAAAUUAUCAUUAUUGUCAUCGUCGUCAAUUGAAUUCAAUAACAAUAUGACUGAAUAUAUUAAAGUAGCUGAAGAUGAAGGUGAAGAACCAAUCGAAAUUCCAUGUGAAACUGACAAUACAGUUCUUUUGACAACAUUAACAUCAUUGUUUCCUGGUGCCAGUGGUAUUAAAUAUCGUAAUUCCGAUUCUGGUGCUAUGCGUGGAUUACGUUUGAUUGAUGGUAGAAUACAGCCACCAGAAGAUGGUUGGACACAAGUACCACUUUAUUAUUGUUGUUUUCCGAAAGAAAAUAAACGUAAAAUUGAAGAUUCUGCCGACACAUCCAGUAGUAAAACAAAACGUAUUGAAGAAAAGAAAAAAGUUUCUGAUCUAAUCGUGUUGGGAUUACCAUGGAAAACGACCGAUAAAGAAUUGAAAGAAUAUUUCCAACAAUUUGGUGAAUUAAUCAUGGCUCAAGUGAAAAAACAUCCCAAAACCGGCGAAUCAAAAGGUUUCGGUUUCAUUCGUUUUGCUGAUUAUGAGAAUCAAGCGAAAGUUAUUUCAAAAAGACAUUUAAUCGAUGGUCGUGCUUGUGAUGUGCGUGUACCAAUGUCUAAAGAUGGUUUCAGCAAUGAUUAUCGUAGCCAGGAAACUAGCAAGAAAAUAUUCAUCGGUCGACUGACCGAAGCUAUACAAUAUGAUGAUCUGAAGGAAUAUUUUUCCAAAUAUGGUGAAAUAUCCGAUAUAUUCAUACCGAAACCAUUUCGGGGAUUUGCAUUUGUAACAUUCAGUGAACUUGAUGUAGCUCAAUCAUUAUGUGGUGAAGAUCAUAUAAUUAAGGGAAUAUCCGUACAUGUGAGUAAUGCUGUGCCCAAGUUUGAGAUGAAUUAUCAUGGCGGUGGUAGUGGCUAUAAUAAUAAACCUUAUGGCCGAGGUGCUGGUUAUAGUGCAGGAUAUUCAAAUUCUUAUGUAACACAUGCCCAUCAUCAUCAUGGUGGUUAUCAUACACAAAGCCAUCUGGAUAGUCCACCAAUACAUAGUCCACCUGGUAGUGGAUCAGUUGCCGGAAGUGGUGCCGGUGCUCCACCACCAGGUAGCUAUUCAAGUUCACCAUAUGAUUAUUAUUCACGUAGCGGUUCAACACGUUCAAAUCAUAGUUAUCAUGAUGCAGGAAACCCUUAUAAUAAUAAUCGUUAUUCACAACAACAAUAUAAUUCAUCCGAUUAUCCACCAUAUUAUUAAUACAUAAUAAGCUAAUUCUAUUUGACCUUUUUUUUAAUUAUUUAUGAAUACAAACAAAAUAGAAAGUAUGUGCAGCGAAAAAAAAAAUAUAAUUCUAAUCUAAUAAUAAUCUUGAUUUUGAUUAAGACUUAAAUAUCCAAUUACACACAUGAAUUUUAACAAUUAUUAAUUCAGUUAUGACAGAAUAUUCCAUCCAUCCAGGUUAUUAUCAGCCAACAUUAACAAAAAAAAAAUUAUUUUUCAUGUUUGUUUGUCUUGUGUAUCGAUGAUGAUGAUGAUGAUGAUGAGAUUUGUUUGUGUCAAAAUUCAGAUGAAAGUUUGUUGUGUCUGACUUCUUUGACAGGUUUUUUUUUUUUUUUUUUUUUUUUUUGGUUUUUGAAUAUUACACACAAAUUAUACACAUCAUUUUGAUUGAUUUAUUUUACCUAAUGAUUAAUCGAAAUUACCGUUUUUUUUACUAUCAGAAUGAUGCCAUAUAUAUAUUUUUUUCAUAAAAUACAACCACCACCACACACACAC
Dermatophagoides farinae (American house dust mite) is the source of this 1886-nucleotide messenger RNA. RefSeq names its product TAR DNA-binding protein-43 homolog (gene TBPH). Gene Ontology annotation, cellular component: nucleoplasm; chromatin. NCBI's taxonomy places the organism in Eukaryota, Metazoa, Arthropoda, Arachnida, Sarcoptiformes, Pyroglyphidae. Gene Ontology annotation, molecular function: RNA binding. The record is from RefSeq and is a predicted model, not a curated record. Gene Ontology annotation, biological process: regulation of gene expression.